AUGAAGUUGGAAGAAAUGGUUCAGGAAAAAGUAAUUUUUUCGCAGGAAGGCACUGGCCCCGCAACAAUGUCGGCUUAUGUGGAGAUUAUAUUCGAUAACAGUGACAAUCGAUUUCCAACUGGAAAGGAUGAAGUGGUUUUACGACGUACUAUUGGUUUAAAGAAGGACGAAUAUUCAUUGGACAAGAAGAGUGCAACGAAAGCCGAUGUGAUGAAUCUGCUGGAGAGCGCCGGGUUUUCGCGUUCGAAUCCUUAUUAUAUUGUUCCACAGGGUCGGAUCACUGCACUGACAAAUGCUAAAGACCAUGAGAGACUUCAUUUGUUAAAAGAAGUCGCUGGGACAAGGGUCUAUGAACAAAGAAGGCAAGAAAGUAUGAAAAUCAUGGAGGAGACUGACAUGGACCGUGAGCGCCGAUGCUUAGAAUAUACAAUUUAUCAUCGCGAACAGACGGAUCUCUUGCAGCAACUACAAGAAAUGGAUGAAGCUCGCGAAAAAGAUGUUCGUGGGUCGGACGAACAAAAUAAAGAAUACGACCAGCAACAUCGGUCAAUAACAGAAAUAGAAAAUCAAAUUCAUGAGUUGCAGGAAAAUAUCGAAUUUCUCAAAAUAGAAAAGGAGCAACUCGAUGAUGAUAAAAGAGAUCAUAUAAAAGUCUAUGCUCAAAUUGAACUAGAAAUCAAAGAUCUUGAAGAGACGACAUCCCAAAAUCACAAGCUGAAGAGAAAACGAGAGGCAGAAUUGCGGUCUGUUGAAGCUGAUAUACAACGCAAAGAAUCGGAGCUAAAUGAAGUUUUGCCGAAUUAUGAAAGGGAAUUACAUCAAGAAGCUCAACUUAACGAGAACCUAGAGCAAGCAGAGCUCCGAAGGCAAGCUCUGUAUGCAAAACAAGGAAGAAGCAUCCAAUUUCGCACGCGAGCCGAGCGCGAUCGAUGGCUUCAGGAAGAAAUGGCUGAAAUUAAACGUACAAUUAGCGUACAACAAAAACAAGCUAGUGAUUUAGAAGAUGAAAUAGAAAAUAUUAAGCGCACUAUAGUAACGACUGAAGUCGAAAUACAGAACAAGAGGGAACAACUAGAGCAACGUAAAAAGAGUCUUGAACAAAUGAAUACUGAUCUUAAUGAGUUAAAAGCGAAGAGGGAUAAGCUUACAGACGAAAGAAAAGAACGAUGGCGAGAGGACGCACAGCUUGAUACUAAGUUAAGUAACACACGUGAGCUGUUGCGAAAGAGUGAAAGGUCUUUAAUGGGAUCUAUGGACAAGAAUACUAGUGCAGGUUUGGCUCUCGUGAAGAAGAUAACUGAGCGUUACAAACUUAAGGGGGUAUAUGGACCUUUGUUUGAGUUAUUUGAAUGCGUAAGUGAUUCCUACUGGACUGCUGUAGAAGUGACUGCUGGUCAAAGCUUAUUUCAUGUAGUAGUCGACACCGAUGAGACUGCUACGAAAGUAUUGAAAGCUCUCAAUGAGGCAUCAAAUGGUCGCGUCACUUUCAUGCCUUUAAAUCGGUUACACCCGAAACCAUGCGAAUACCCAGCUGAUGACGAUGUCAAACCUAUGUUAGAAGUAAUAAAGUUCGGUGACAAAUAUGCAAAGGCUUUCCAACAAGUUUUUAGCCGAACAAUAAUAUGUUCUAACCUCGAAACCUGUGCAACGUUCGCGAGGAGUCAUGGUUUGAAUUGUAUCACAAUGAGUGGUGACCGCGUAGAUCGUAAGGGUGCCUUAAGCGGUGGAUACCAUGAUGUUAGGCGAAGAAGGUUGGAAGCUUCUUCAAACUAUAAAAGAUACAGAAGCGACUGUGAAGAACUGGAAGGUCGUGCUAGUGCAAUAAAGAGCGACAUUACACGUCUUGAUCAAAGCAUCACUCGUAUCCUGGGCCAGAUGCAAUUGAUUGAAGCGAGGCGAAGGCAAGCACAAGACAGUCGUGAUCCGCUCAUAUUCGAAAUUAAUUCAAAGAUAAAAGAAGAGGCUAGUUUAAGAGAAUCAAAAGCCAACAAGGAGAAAUCUUUACAAAAUGUACAAACUGAUAUCAGAAUGCUUACCGCACAAUAUCAAGCCCACCAAACGGAAAUGGGAACAGAGCUUGCUCAGCAGUUAACGCCACAAGAAGGACAGCAGCUUGCAGAGUUGAACGCGUCGAUUGAAGACUUACGGGAACGUCUAGCAAGAUCAUCAACCACAAGGUCGCAGUUAGAAAUAAGAAAGAAUGUGCUCGAAAAUGAACUCAACGCAAAUCUCAAACGACGUAGAGAUGAAUUUGUUGCGCAGAUAGAAAGUCUUACAACCAACGAAGAUGCCCGUUUAUCUGUCAACAAAAAGGAGUUGGAAAAGACGAUUCGGAAUAUUAAUAAGCGUACCGAAGAAAUUGAGAAAACUCUGCGCAAACUAUCUACGGAUUUAACCGAUAAGAACGAGGAACUUGAAAAAGCUAAAGCGGAUCAAGAGAUUUGGCAACAAGAGAUGGAAAGGCAUCAAAAAGUAAUGGAAAAGUUCUUAUCGAAAAGAAGUUUAUUGCUUAAGAAGAAAGAGGAAUGCCAGAAGAACAUUCGCGAACUUGGUGCACUGCCUGAUGCAGCUUUUGAAAAGUAUACUAGCACUGACUUGACCAAGCUUUUAAAGAUGUUACAUAAAGUUAGAGAGGGCUUGAAAAAAUACAAUCACGUCAAUAAAAAGGCUUUUGAACAGUAUAACAAUUUUACCAAGCAAAGAGACACGCUAACAAAACGAAAAAUAGAAUUGGAUCAGUCUAAAAGAGCUAUUGCUGAUUUAAUAGAUGUCCUCGACCAACGGAAAGACGAAGCGAUUGAACGUACCUUUAAACAAGUUGCCAAAUACUUCUCCGAAGUCUUCGAGAAACUAGUUCCUGCUGGGCGUGGUCAACUAAUUAUGCUGAGACAUAUUGAUAGGGUCUCCUUCAACAGCAAGACUGACGAGGGCCUUCGAAUGCAACAAUUAUCAGGUGGACAGAAAUCUUUGGUUGCUCUCACGCUUAUAUUUGCCAUACAACAAUGUGAUCCAGCACCGUUUUAUUUGUUCGAUGAAAUUGAUGCUGCACUUGAUGCUCAAUAUCGAACAGCUGUUGCCUCAAUGAUACAUGAAUUAAGUGAAAAUGGCCAGUUUAUUACCACUACGUUUCGACCCGAGAUGUUGGCGAAUACGGACAAAUUUUACGGCGUGACAUUCUCUAACAAGGUAUCACGCGUUAAUUGCAUCACGAAAGAAGACGCUUUGAAUUUCGUCGAGCAGGAACAACCACAAUAA
Molecule: messenger RNA, 3255 nt
Organism: Paraglomus brasilianum
Lineage: Eukaryota; Fungi; Glomeromycota; Glomeromycetes; Paraglomerales; Paraglomeraceae
Source: the annotation of a GenBank genome assembly